Molecule: messenger RNA, 855 nt
Organism: Fusarium keratoplasticum
Lineage: Eukaryota; Fungi; Ascomycota; Sordariomycetes; Hypocreales; Nectriaceae
Exons: 4
Coding region: 1-855 (284 amino acids)
Biological process (GO): cellular response to oxidative stress; protein N-linked glycosylation
Cellular component (GO): endoplasmic reticulum membrane
Source: RefSeq, a predicted model, not a curated record
AUGGCCAACCCCUCCCCCCUCCGUCGGGGCUCCUCGACAGGCCAUCUCCCGCUCCCUCCACAACCUCUCGCGACGACCUCCUCGACCCCGACCCCAAGUCCAGCAGCGGCGACGUCCAACAGCAGCUCCGAACCCCCCGUGCAUCCUUCCCUCCUCCAGCCUCGCGUCGCCGUCGUCCUCAACGUGCCCCCGCCCUGGCACCCGUGGCUCUUCACCCUCCGCCUCGUCUCCAUCCUUCCCGCGCUCUGGUGGGGUCUCCCCUCGGCGCUUCAGCUCCUGCUGAGACUGCUUCCCGGGCCGGAGCUCGUCGUCGUCGUUCCCUCGGCGGCGGCUGGGACAAAGGGGUUGAGCGUCGAGGCGGAUGCGAGGUAUGCCCUGACUGAAACCGGGCUCGCUACUAUAUGGUGUUUUGCUUCAGGAUAUUUGUCUUUUUUCUUUACCGACUGCCUGAUGUCGCGAUGGCUCAUCAACUAUACUCCCCAGGCGACAAUGGUCCGCCUCCUAACUAUUAAUGCCUGCAACGCCUACAUCACGGCCGGCGUGCUCUCCCUCGCGGGCGGUUUCCAAGACCCCCGUCUCCUCCUGCCAGGCUGGAUCGGCAUAGCGACUACCCUGACCGUAAUGUAUCACAUCACGCACCAGAAAAUCAACAUUCGCAAGGAGACAUCGACGUCCAUCAACGUCUUCUCCAUCGCCAGCUUCCUCAGCAUGGUGACUUUGCUCGCGCACAUGCACCUCUACACGCCCCAGUAUCCCCAGAUACCCCUCAUCGCCUCUGGCCGCCGCGCCUGGGACGAGGCGUCACGCGUCGUCGCGCAGGUUAGGGGCAGCAUCGAGCAGCAUGACGGCCUCUAG